AAUGUUGUUUUAUUUUCUCUGCCGCCCCACCCAACACUUACACAUCUGCCAUAGAAGCCCUGCCAACCGUGAAUUUGGGAGUGCACUCAAGCACACCCAAAAUAACCUUUUGAUUCUAUGUAUGGUAUAUACGAUGAUCAAUGUUCAGUAUUUUGAUUGUGUUGUGGUUUUUUAGGUUGUAUUGUUCGAAGAUUGGAUGCUUGGUUUCAAACCUCUACCAAACGAAGUCGUCAAAGCAGUUAGCCCACAGCUGGAGAUCAUAAACAAAAAACUUGAAGCUUAUUAUGAUGCAUGGGAUAAGUUCGUACAGUCGUGGAUAAUUAUCAAGAUCAGUAACCCAAACUGCGUCUUUCGGUGGCGGUUGCAGGCCGAGCUUGCUAUGAGGGUGGAGGGCAAACCUGGUAUGUCUGAUGAAGAGGUAUGUUUCUUCAUCUGACAUUUUCUUCUAUCUUCUUUUAAUCUUGCCUCAUAUCCCCUAAUUAUCUGUAAUUGGG
Magnolia sinica is the source of this 494-nucleotide messenger RNA. Its product is annotated as D-glycerate 3-kinase, chloroplastic-like. Lineage: Eukaryota; Viridiplantae; Streptophyta; Magnoliopsida; Magnoliales; Magnoliaceae. The transcript has 3 exons. The coding region runs from base 197 to 436 and encodes 79 amino acids. The record is from RefSeq and is a predicted model, not a curated record.